AUGUAUCGCUCGGUGCUUGGUGUCGUUCUUGGAUUGCAGUUUAUCGCGGGGGCAUAUGGGCAGACAUGGUGCGGAAAGCCGUACAUGCAGAACCAGACGGCCUCAGCGCCAGGCGGCAACUUUGCGAUACCAUCGUACUCGUCUAGUCCGCUGCUAGCGUUCCGCUGUGCGCCGGCUAUCCGGCCCUACCUCGAGGAAGACGUCGGCUCCGGAGGCGGCAUCCUCAUCGACACCCCCGUCGUCAAUUACCAGAUCGCCGGUGCGGAGCCCAUCAGUCUCCCGAGCAGCGGGUCGCUCUCGAGUGCGGGCAGCCUGGACGUGACGGUCAGUGUGAACGGGACGACGCUCGGCACGGCCAAGGUUCCGCUUAAUGCGACCGCGUACGAGAUCCCGAUCAGCUUGAAGAGCUUCACGCCCCAGAUGGCCGCGUAUAGCGUGUCUUGCUCUGCGACGUACUCUGGUUCCUCCGGGUCGCAGACAUACAACGCGGCGGCCGCGCUCUCUGUAUUGCCGAACCCGUCGAACAGCUCGGUGACAAAGAUGGACCUCCGGACGGGUGCGUUGCUGGCGAAACCGGCGAACGGGACCGGUGGGGACUACGCACCAGUGUUCCCAAUUGGAUUCUAUACCACCUAUGAUCCAUACCUCACGUCUAAUUUGUCGGUCCUUAAUGAGCUCAAGGAACAAGGGUAUGUUCACCCUGUACCCACGUUUGACAACACGACACAGCUGGACGAAGUGCUCGACCGUAUGCAAGAAGUCGGCCUGUAUCUCAUGUACGACAUGCGAUUCACCUACAUGAACGCCUCGUCCGUCACCGAGCAAGUCAACAUGAUCAAGAGCCGACCGAACCUGCUCCUCUGGUACACCGGCGACGAGCCCGACGGCACCUCAGACCCCCUGAAUGCGACCGUGAGCGCGUACGACCUGAUCUACUCGCUCGACGGGUACCACCCCGUCUCGCUCGUGCUCAACUGUCAGGACUACAACUGGGUGAACUACACCGCGGGAACGGACGUCGUGAUGCAGGACGUGUACAUGGUCUCGAAUAACGUUACCUUCUCGAGCGAGUGGAACACCGUCUGCACGGCCGACUACGGCUGCUGCGGAUGCGAUAAUUGCCAGAGCAUCCCGCAAGGCGACGUGGGCGGGCUCUAUCCCGACAACAGCACGCUUUGGGAUAUGUAUGCGCAGGGUGUGCCGGCGAACAGCGGCGUCGGGACAUUCGGUGCGAUCAGUGACCGGGUGCAGAGUUUCCAGAACCGGCUGGAGGUCAUGGGCUGGGAGCGCACGAAGGCGAUGUGGACGGUCCCGCAGGCGUUUGGGGGUGACGGAGAAUACUGGCCCCGCGCCCCGACCGGCGAAGAAUGGAUCGUCCAGUCCUUCCUCGGGAUGAACCGCGGCGCACUCGGCGUCGUGCCCUGGAACGACCCCACACCAUCCGACAUCAAGUCCUCAGCGUCCAUGCUUGCGCUGGCUCUGCCCAUCCUCACUCCGUUCCUGUUCAGCGGCAACGCGACGCGGUCGAACUACUUCGUCAACGGCGUCGACGUCGCCACGUGGACGAUGGGCUCCGACACGCUCGUCAUCGCCGCGAACACGCAGUACACGAACGGCAGCGUGCAGUGGUCCGACAUCAACGCGAGCGGGAGCGGUCUGCAGAGCGCGCUGAGCAGCGGGAGCGUCGGUAUCGACGGGCAAGGGUUCACGCUCGGCGGGGUGGGCGCAGUGGCAUUGGUUCCUGGCGACAGGCUGGAGCAGGGCGGCGCGAAAGGCGCUGCGGUUCCGCUUGGCGUUGCGCGCUCCGCAUGGGGGGCAGCGCUUUUUGGAGGUGUGGCAGGGCUUGUGCUGACGGUACUCUGA
Molecule: messenger RNA, 1863 nt
Organism: Coniophora puteana RWD-64-598 SS2
Lineage: Eukaryota; Fungi; Basidiomycota; Agaricomycetes; Boletales; Coniophoraceae
Exons: 4
Coding region: 1-1863 (620 amino acids)
Source: RefSeq, a predicted model, not a curated record